This is a messenger RNA of Parnassius apollo (apollo), 612 nucleotides long. Lineage: Eukaryota; Metazoa; Arthropoda; Insecta; Lepidoptera; Papilionidae. The record is from the annotation of a GenBank genome assembly.
AUGAGACUAGCUACCCACGAGUCAGAUGAGCAAAAUAUAUUCUUAUGUGGAUUAAUAAAUGUUUGUUCAAUAAAAAGGCGUAGUAGGAAAAAUGAAAUGGAUGCCAAUUUUCAUCAAAACUUUUUCAUUUACGAAGCCCGGUUUCCACCAAAGCAGAGAGGAGACGAGACGAGAGAUGUGCCGCAAAGCUGGCAGGUUAUUUCCACCAAAGCGGAGAGGAGAAGUGUAGUGGAAAGACGUGAGCUUUGUAUAGCAAAGAUUCCUUCACCGAAUGAUAUAUCUAAUUCGUCAGAAAUGGAUGUUACGCACGUACAUGAGAGUGACGUUCAAGAAUCCGAAGAAGUAAGAGGAUAUCAUGACCUUGAAAGAAAGAAGGCUUGCAUUUUUUGUGACAAAUCAAGUCAUAGAAGAGUUCGAAUGCGCAAUGAACCUCUAAGCAUAAGCGAGAAGUGGGAAAAUUGGGAAAACUAUUUAGUAGAUGCUGUAAACAGUGAAAACUUUGAAAAGGUAGUUACGAUAAGAAGUUACUUAGAUAAUAAGAUUCUCUACCACAAAACUUGUCUAAAUGACUACCGCAGCGUGCUUGCUAAAAAAAGUCUGCAAACGUACUAG